Molecule: messenger RNA, 1835 nt
Organism: Amaranthus tricolor (Joseph's coat)
Lineage: Eukaryota; Viridiplantae; Streptophyta; Magnoliopsida; Caryophyllales; Amaranthaceae
Product: protein BEARSKIN2-like
Exons: 3
Coding region: 375-1409 (344 amino acids)
Biological process (GO): regulation of DNA-templated transcription
Molecular function (GO): DNA binding
Source: RefSeq, a predicted model, not a curated record
AAUAUUAUGAAAAAGGAAUUAAUUAAGAGUGUAUACAAAUAUAUAUAUGUACAUCUAAAAUAAAAUACGCGUUUUAAUGUAAUAUCGAGUCUGUAAAUUAGUAGCUGAUGAAAUUUCCCUAGCCGACGGCGUCGAGAUCGCCCGUCAACUUUUUCCCUUUCACGCUAUCCCGUUGACAAUAUUAUAUCACCUCUUUCUAGUCUGUAUUUAAUUAAUUCAUUUAAUUUGUAUAAAACCCAAUUACGUUGUUGUAUGUAACUGCAUUUUCAAGCACCCAUAAUAAUCAUUGACUUCAUUACUGAUUUUAGCAUCAUCAUGUUGCUUUCUUCUGAAAGAAACUAACAACAACAAGAACAAGAACAAGGAAAAGAAUAAUGGGAUCUUCGAGUAACGGCGGUGUUCCGCCAGGGUUUAGGUUUCAUCCAACAGAUGAAGAGUUGCUUCACUAUUAUCUCAAGAAGAAAAUCACGUUUCAGAAGUUUGAUAUGGAGGUCAUUAGAGAGGUUGAUUUGAAUAAGAUGGAGCCUUGGGAACUCCAAGAGAGGUGUAGAAUAGGAUCAACCCCACAAAAUGAAUGGUACUUCUUUAGCCAUAAAGACAGGAAAUACCCAACAGGAUCAAGGACUAACAGAGCUACAAAUGCUGGAUUUUGGAAAGCAACGGGGAGAGAUAAAUGCAUCAGAAACACCUUCAAGAAGAUUGGUAUGCGUAAAACCCUUGUUUUUUAUCGAGGAAGAGCUCCACAUGGUCAGAAAACUGAUUGGAUCAUGCACGAAUAUCGCUUGGAAGAUACUGAUGACCUUCAAGGAACAACUACUGGGGAAGACGGAUGGGUGGUAUGUAGAGUGUUCAAGAAGAAAAACUUGUUCAAAGUUGGAAAUGAGCAAGGAGGGGCUACAGCAAGUGCUACCUCUGAUCAGCUUUUAUACAACCCCACAGGAUCAAACUGUAACGACCAAUCACGUCCAUUUAUCAGAUCAGAUCAUACCAACAACCCUCAUUACCAGCAUCAUCUCCUCCAACGCAAUGAUCCUCAACCAACCUCCUCCUUUGAUCUCUACAUGAAGCCUGACCUUGGUCUUCACAGCUACUCCCACCCACACCAGAUUGCAGCUCUUUCUCAUCCUGACCAUUACACUACAAACCCUCACCAUCUCUACCAAGCUACUGGUGCAUGUGAGGCAGGGCCCAUUGCCCUAGAAAUAGGCCCGUGUGAGUCGUCAAACCCGCAUCAUCAAGGGAUCAAUGAGUGGACAAUGCUGGAUCGUGUGGUUGGUCACCAGCAGGAUGAUGAUCAACAGGCAAGUGCUGAUAACUUGACUUCUGCAGUGCAUGAGAUGAACCAGCAACAACAACAACAUCAGCUUUCUUUACGUGGUGAAAUGGAUUUCUGGGGUUAUGCAAAGUGAUUUUAUUUUUGCAUUCUUUUCUUUUUAAUUAUUUUUAUACUCCACUAUUAUUUUUAGAUUUUAAUUUAAACAUUAUAUAUGACUUGUGAAUUGUGAUGUAAAUGAAUUGAUUUCCAUGCACAAAGUUUAACCUGUUUGCAUAUACUGGAUUGUUUGCUGCAUGUCGACAAUUUGUUCAUAUUGCAUUAUAGUCAUUGAUUAGGAUAAUUUAUUAUGUAUGUGUAUGAAAUUAAACUGUAAACUGUGAAUUAAUUAAUAUUUACUGCAGCUUUAUAACUCAGUUGAUAUUAUUUAACGGUACCAUGAUAUUUGCUACAUACACCCAAAGUUAAUUUAACUAAUGAAUAGAAGUAUUUUUUUUAUUUUUUUUUGGAAAGAAGGCAAUAAAUUAUAAGAUUUAAAAGUUAGGCAGGUACCUCUAAAGGA